AUGAUUAGACCCGAAGACAGGUUUUACUCAGGGGGCCAGGGCUAUUUUGGCCCACGGGAAAGACCCACAACCGAAACCCACUGCAACGUCUGGGAUUGGGAUCAGCUACGAAUGAUCAAAGUCAAAGGAACUGCUAAGCUCUUCCCACCUGAUGAAGACGUUGAGAACCCAGUUCUUGCGCAAUUCGCCGAUUACCUUUCGCCGGAAGUUAGUGCAAUCACAGUCGACGAUGACGGGCUUCUUACUGGAGUCUCGACAGAUCCGGAAGAGGAUGCUACAGUCUUUAUUGGAUAUAUUCCCUUCUCGCUCUGUCCGUCACUCGCAGAUUGCUCUACAGUCUACUUCUCUCAACUUCAAGAGCUCGAUCGGCUUGGACCAGGCGUCGAUCUCUCAUCGUACGAUGGUCAGAAGGUCGCAUUCAAAUUCAAUCCCUUGGGCAUGCCUCGAAGACUAGAAAUGUCGUGGAAGGAGAUCCACCUGGUCAGCAAACUGCCACCACAUCCCAAUAUAGUACCGUUCGAUCGCGUCGUUCUCGAAGACGUUGAGUCUCGAGUGAUUGGAUUCGCAACAAAGUACAUCCCAGGUGGAUCGCUAGCAAAUGCCGACCCGAAAAGGCCUUUCCGAUUUGAAUGGCUAGAACAACUUACCCAAGUGGUGGAUUUCCUGAACCUAGAAUUAGGGAUCAUGCAUCAAGAUAUUGCGCCUCGAAAUUUGCUUGUCGACCCCGAAACAGACAAGCUUCUUCUCUUCGAUUUUGAUUGGGCCGCCAAUAGAGAGGAUUACAUACUAGAUGGUCGAGACGAUGUGUCUAGUGUUGUGUUCACACUUUACGAAAUCAUCACAAACGACACACAUUUUACGAGCAUUCCUUACUGGGAUCGAAACAUAGAUAUGGUGCAGACUAUUGAAUGGACUUGUCACCGCCAACUAGACUCCGACGUGUCAAAGUUCCGCAAGUUUCUGAAUGAAUGGGUAGCAACGAGAACCGACCGAGCCAUGGAACGAUAUCUCAAUGCACCUAAGCGGCUUACUUGGCCGAGUCUCCCAACCCCUCCAGACUAUAGCGUGCCCUUUGAGAUGGGUUGGACAAAGGAAGGGGAAGUUAUUUGGCAGACGGGUGGGCGUUCGAGACAGGUUGCACUGGAAAAGGGACAAUAUUGUUUUCAAUGGCAAAGGCCACCACAAAGUAGGCUGUUGAAGAAGGCCAAAGAUUGCAUGUAG
Molecule: messenger RNA, 1221 nt
Organism: Penicillium psychrosexuale
Lineage: Eukaryota; Fungi; Ascomycota; Eurotiomycetes; Eurotiales; Aspergillaceae
Exons: 1
Coding region: 1-1221 (406 amino acids)
Biological process (GO): protein phosphorylation
Molecular function (GO): ATP binding; protein kinase activity
Source: RefSeq, a predicted model, not a curated record